GCGAUUUGUUUACUCAAUCAGCGGGGGCGCGCUUCAGUCCAAGAUGGCUGCCGGAGACAAUAGCGGUCGGGUUCCGUGUUUAAACUUCUCCGGACCCGGGCCUUUGGGUAACAGCCAACCGAGCAACAGUCCUUACGCUUUGGCUGCGAGUCACGGGGGAUCCGUGGGAGGCGGCGGAGGCUCUCAGAGCGUGAUGAGGCGCCCAAAUCCUCAACCGGGGCCUGUGGGCCUGGAAAUCCCCGGCGUCGCCUUAGGACCUCCGCCGAACCUCGUGAACGCUCUCCCGGCUGCCGCGGCGGCGGUGGGGCCGCCGGCUUCGGUCGCCUCGAAUAUGACUGGAAACCCGUCGAACGCAGCGAUGACACCGGCGACGCACUCGUCUCUGUCCGCUGCCCCGGCCGCGGCCGCCGUGCUCGUGUACCGGGAGCCCGUUUAUAACUGGCAGGCGACGAAAUGCACCGUGAAGGAGAGAUUCGCGUUUUUGUUCAAUAAUGAAGUACUGAGCGACGUUCACUUUCUAGUGGGUAAAGGAAUGGGAGUCCAGAGGAUACCCGCUCACAGGUUUGUUCUGGCCGUCGGCAGCGCGGUAUUUGAUGCCAUGUUUAACGGAGGCAUGGCCACCACCUCCACGGAGAUCGAGCUUCCUGACGUCGAGCCUGCGGCGUUCCUCGCGUUACUCAAGUUCCUGUACUCCGAUGAGGUUCAAAUCGGCCCCGAGACAGUGAUGACGACUCUCUACACGGCUAAGAAGUACGCCGUCCCGGCUCUGGAGGCCCAUUGCGUGGAGUUCCUGAAGAAGAACCUGCGAGCCGACAACGCCUUCAUGCUGCUCACGCAGGCCAGGCUGUUCGACGAGCCGCAGCUGGCCAGCCUGUGCCUGGAGAACAUCGACAAAAACACAGGAGACGCUCUGGCGCUAGGAUUCACAGAUAUUGAUCUGGACACGCUGGUGGCGGUGCUGGAGAGGACACUCUGGGAGUGCGCGCGAGUGCAUCUGUUGGGGGCGGUCCGCUGGGCGGAAGCUGAGGCUCACCGGCAGCAGCUCCAGCCCACGCCGGAGAACAAGAGACGCGUGCUGGGGAAGGCCCUCAACCUCAUCCGCUUCCCUCUCAUGACCAUAGAGGAGUUCGCCGCAGGUCCCGCUCAGUCGGCCAUUCUGACGGACAGGGAGGUGGUGAGUCUGUUCCUGCACUUCACGGUGAACCCUAAACCUCGCGUGGAGUUCAUCGACCGGCCUCGCUGCUGUCUGCGCGGGAAGGAGUGCAGCAUCACGCGCUUCGGGCAGGUGGAGAGCCGCUGGGGUUACAGCGGGACCAGCGACCGGAUCCGGUUCUCGGUGAAUCGCAGGGCUCUGGGUUCGGCGCACGGAUCCAUUCACGGACCGACAGACUACCAGGUCAACAUACAGAUCAUUCACACGGACAGUAACACAGUCCUGGGGCAGAACGACACCGGCUUCAGCUGCGACGGAUCGGCCAGCACCUUCAGAGUCAUGUUCAAGGAACCGGUGGAGGUUCUGCCCAACGUCAACUACACGGCCUGCGCUACGCUAAAGGGUCCAGACUCGUUUCACGGCACUAAAGGCAUGAGGAAGGUCACGCACGAGUUCGGCUCUGGGACCAAAACCAGCUUCACCUUCUGCUGCGCGGGAAACAACAACGGCACGUCGGUGGAGGACGGCCAGAUCCCGGAGCUCAUCUUCUACACGUAGUCUCCGCCGGCGUCUCCGUCAGCACGCGA
Messenger RNA from Puntigrus tetrazona (Sumatra barb), 1740 nucleotides. It is a transcript of the gene btbd2b, whose product is annotated as BTB/POZ domain-containing protein 2. The record is from RefSeq and is a predicted model, not a curated record. Lineage: Eukaryota; Metazoa; Chordata; Actinopteri; Cypriniformes; Cyprinidae. Gene Ontology annotation, molecular function: protein binding. Gene Ontology annotation, biological process: neurogenesis. Gene Ontology annotation, cellular component: cytosol; P-body.